ACUUUUGGGCAUAUACCAAAUUGUAGUGAAUGAUACAGUGGAAAAUAAAAAUGAAGGCAUCGCAAAUCAAUGUAGUGUUGGCGGCGGUAGUACUGCUAGUGGUGGUGUUGGGGUAUGAAGCAGAGGUGUCUGUGGCGGCGGCUGCAGUGACAUGCAACCCUUCACAACUGGACUCUUGCAAGCAGCCCAUCUUGUUCGGCACCCCUCCUUCCAAACUUUGCUGCACCAAGAUGAAGCAGCAAAAGCCUUGCUUUUGCAAGUACAUCAAGGACCCCAGUUUGAAGAAAUAUAUCCACUCUCCUAAUGCCAAGAAAACUGCUAAAACUUGUGGGGUUCCCGUCCCCAUGUGUUAAAGUAUUUGGUGUAUUGCCUACGAUGUGGUUGGAAGUGUGAUUGGUAGGUGUGUAUCUACUAUUUUCCUUUACGAUAAUUGUGUGGUAUAGUGCUAAUAAAGGCAAUAAUUUGGUUGUGGAAUGGGAUAUCCCUUUGAUCAGUUGUAAAGUCCUGCUAUUGCUUUCUAGUUUAUUUCUGUUGUUGAUCUUCAGUUGGUUGUGCCAUGUUUUGGUUUGAAA
Messenger RNA from Rhododendron vialii, 572 nucleotides. RefSeq names its product non-specific lipid-transfer protein 2-like. Bases 30 to 353 code for a protein of 107 amino acids. Gene Ontology annotation, biological process: lipid transport. The transcript has a single exon. NCBI's taxonomy places the organism in Eukaryota, Viridiplantae, Streptophyta, Magnoliopsida, Ericales, Ericaceae. The record is from RefSeq and is a predicted model, not a curated record.